Paramecium octaurelia is the source of this 783-nucleotide messenger RNA. NCBI's taxonomy places the organism in Eukaryota, Ciliophora, Oligohymenophorea, Peniculida, Parameciidae. The record is from the annotation of a GenBank genome assembly.
AUGAUUGCACACUCUGUUCUGAAGAUGGAAUCACUACAUUUGAUAUCUCUAUAUGUGGGCAUGUCUAUUGUCAUAAGUAUCAUUUAUUUAUACAUUAUUAGUUGUUUCAAAGAAGUUAUAGAAACUAUUGGAGAAUGUCCAACCUGUUCUAAAAGAUUAUGCUUGAAAGACAUUAUGAGUGUUCAGAGUAAUUCUAUAGAAGUUUAAGAAAUCAAAGAAACCAAAUGGGGACCUAGUAGUAAAAUGCUUGCUGUUGUUAAUGAAACAAAAAAGGUACAACUCAAAAGAGAAAAGUGUUUAAUCUUCACUUAAUGGAUAGAUAUGAUUAGAUUACUUGAAGAAAAGUUUCAAGAAGAAGAGAUAUGGUGUUAAGUAGUCACAGGAGCUAUGUCUGUAGAACAAAGAAAUAAGGUUAUUCAAUCAUUCGAAUAGCAUCCUGCCUUUACAGCUUUAAUAUUAUCUUUGAGAGCCACGUCUACUGGAUUAAAUUUAACUAUGGCUAAUCACGUUUUCUUGGUUGAUCCGUGGUGGAAUGUAUUUAUCUAUUUUUAUCUUUAGCCUGCCAUUGAAGAUCAAGCCAUCGGAAGAGCGGAUAGAAUUGGAUAAAAGAAAUAAGUUAAUGUAAUUAGAUUUCUGUGUGCAAAUACGAUUGAAGAAAAAAUUAAUUUGUUGCAUUAGAAGAAAAAGAAGAUGAUAAGGAAAGUCAUAGCAAAUGAUUAAAAAAAAUCAUCAGACAUUGAUGAUUUCAAGUUUUUAAUCUUUGAAUAACCAAAUAUGAUUUGA